GACAUCUACAUGUCAGAAAAAUUUCAGUGUUUUGAAAUUUCAAAAUUCUAGUAAUUGUCAACUGAGUCAACUCCAACAAUGUUUUUCAGAUAAUGAUGCAAAUAAAAACAAUUACUUUACUGUAAUAGAUUAUAUUAUUAUACUAAGAACAAUUUACUGAUGCGUAAAACCACAAAGAUAAAAAAGCCUUGACAAAUUAAGAGGCAUACUUGUUUUUUCACCAGUCACUGAAGAGACCAUUAGUGAAUUAGAAAAAAAAAAUGUUUAUUUGUUGAAACAUAACUCUACAAGAAUGGAAUCUGGUGAUGAUAUUUUCAAACUUCAACUCAUAACUCUUUUUGACUCAUUGAGUUUUGGCCUUAUAUAUGCAUUCCUGCCACCGUAUAUGAUAGUUCUAGGUGGAGAUAAUGUAACUUGUGGAAUUUUGGCAGUAACAACUUUAUUAGCACAACUACUCUCUGGUGAUAUUGUAAGAGAUUUAGUAAACUUCCAAGGACGAAAAGCAGCUCUGUACUCUAUUUUAAAUAUCGCAGGUGUAUGCCAUUCUUUAUUAUUUGUAACCAACAGUUAUUGGUUCACUAUAUUUGCAAGAUGUAUUUUUGCUUCUACAAAUCAAACUAGCAGUAUUUUAAAAACUAUGAUAUUAAAAAGAACACCAGCAGAUGAUACUCAAUUCCAAUUGAUGACAUUCCAUAUUAUAACCAGUGCUGGCUAUUUGAUAGGACCGAUCGUUGCUGGUUGUCUAUUUGACGUUAGUUUCGCUAUUCCUUGCUUCUUGGCAGCAUUCCUAACCAUUUUGAGCAUCGGUAUUUUAACUUUCGUCAAGGACAUCGAUGACGGUCCAGUAGAGGGCAGCGACAUAGCAGUAUUCCAGAGGGCAGCACAAACAGUCAAGGGCAGCGUAGCUGAAUUCAACAACUCCAACUACGAGACAAACUGGGACGUGAUGGCCAUUAAGUACUGUUUCAGUGCCAGCACGUCGAUUUUCUUCUCGAAGUUUACUCAAAUAUUGAAGCACAAUUAUGAAGCAGAUUCAGUGGCUAUCGGUUACACGACGUCGUACAUGAACGCUCUGAUGUUUAUAGGGAUUUAUUGCAGUGAGAGAUUGAAGAAGAAGCUCACAAACAUUCCGCCCAAUUUACUAUUAAACUAUUCGUUUGCUGUUCUCCUAAUAUCUUCCUUGCUAGCGUGUUAUUCUCCAGCUUAUGUAUUUUACGCUCUGCUUUGCAUUCCAGUGGUACUCUCGCGUACUUUGAUAUUCGAUCUAUGGGAGGACAUCUUGACGGAACGAAAUAAUAAUGAUCUGAAGAAAACGAACGAAUCUAUAAGCGUAAGUGCUGGCUUGACUGUUCCUAUUAUGUUUGGCGUCGUGUGUAAUCAGAUCGGCCACCAUGCCGUCGUCCUAUUCUCAGUAUUACCCUUAGUGGCGUCUCUGGUGAUUAUUAAUCGCCAGAUGUCUUCCAAGAUUACUAAAAUCGAGUGAUAUUUUGUGAUUAAAUUGUUUUUGAUCAAGUUUAUGGUCGCUGUUGAUAUAUAAGUAUGUUUUUUACACGAAGUAUGUUUUUGAAGUAAGUACCAUUUAG
Molecule: messenger RNA, 1583 nt
Organism: Diabrotica balteata
Lineage: Eukaryota; Metazoa; Arthropoda; Insecta; Coleoptera; Chrysomelidae
Source: the annotation of a GenBank genome assembly